This is a messenger RNA of Auxenochlorella protothecoides, 468 nucleotides long. RefSeq lists its product as hypothetical. Gene Ontology annotation, molecular function: RNA binding; GTPase activity. The record is from RefSeq and is a predicted model, not a curated record. The transcript is spliced from 4 exons. Gene Ontology annotation, biological process: ribosomal large subunit biogenesis. NCBI's taxonomy places the organism in Eukaryota, Viridiplantae, Chlorophyta, Trebouxiophyceae, Chlorellales, Chlorellaceae. The coding region runs from base 1 to 468 and encodes 155 amino acids. Gene Ontology annotation, cellular component: nucleolus.
AUGGAGCCGGGGGCCUUCCAGCGCCUCCCAAUCGUUGCCUCCGCCAAGGAGCUGGUCAGGACCUCUGUCAGGCGUGCUUCACGGGUUGGCAACAAUAACAAGCUCAAGAACGAGGCUGCCAAGGCCCGAAACAGGGCCUCACGUGCCAUGGACACACUGAUGAAGGAGAUGUGUGGGCCACUGGGCCAGUACAGGAGCGGCUUCCCCUCCAGGGAGCGUCUGCAUCCCUUUGAUGCUGCGCUGCUUGACCUGACGGUGGGGGCCGAGCGGUAUCGCAGGACGCUCGCUCAGCUGGAAGCCUUCAAGAAGACAGCUGUGCAGGUGACCAAGAUGUACGCCAACCGGGCGGUGAAAGCCUCCAACAUGCGCGAGGCGAUCGAGAUCCGCGAAGAAGCCCUUGCACAAGUGGAGCUGGCCCUCACGACAGGCGAGGAAGUGGAGCUGGCAUGGGUGUUUAGGGUGACCUGA